UGGCAGCCGCGUAUCAUUCGCCUUUGGAGGGCCGUAGACGCAUCGUCGGUCGUCAGUCGAGUGCGUGUUAUCGACGCAACUUGUUGUCUCGCGAAUAAAUCAAGCUGCUGCUCGUUAAAAUAAAUCAUCAUGUCAAUGCCGAACAGCGAUCACGAGAAGAGGAAGCAGAUUUCGGUGCGCGGGAUCGUCGAUGUCGAGAACGUCGGAAAUUUUAAAAAGACCUUCAACAGGCACCUUCACUACACUCUGGUGAAGGAUCGUAACAUCGCCACGACCCGCGAUUACUACUUCGCUUUAGCCCAUAGUGUCAAGGACAAUCUCGUUUCGCGAUGGAUUCGCACCCAGCAACAUUAUUACGAGAAAGAUCCCAAGAGGGUGUAUUAUUUGUCCUUGGAAUAUUAUAUGGGAAGAUCGCUGCAAAAUACAAUGAUUAAUUUAGGUAUACAAGGAGCAUGCGAUGAGGCAAUGUAUCAGAUGGGUUUGGAUAUAGAGGAAUUAGAAGAGCUCGAGGAAGAUGCUGGCCUCGGUAACGGAGGAUUAGGUCGUCUAGCUGCUUGCUUUUUGGACAGCAUGGCCACAUUAGGUUUAGCCGCUUACGGUUAUGGAAUACGUUACGAAUAUGGCAUAUUUGCGCAGAAAAUCAAAAAUGGCGAGCAGGUAGAGGAGCCGGACGAUUGGCUCCGAUAUGGCAACCCGUGGGAGAAAGCUCGGCCAGAAUUUAUGUUACCGGUGAAUUUUUACGGCCACGUGAUUGACGAUGCCGAGGGUAAAAAGUGGGUGAAUACACAGGUCGUUUUUGCUAUGCCUUAUGACAACCCAAUUCCCGGUUACAAAAAUAAUGUUGUUAAUUCACUGAGACUAUGGUCCGCAAAAUCACCUGUAGAAUUUAAUUUAAAAUUCUUUAACGAUGGUGACUACAUACAAGCUGUGAUCGAUCGUAAUCUGGCGGAGAAUAUAACCAGAGUCCUUUAUCCCAACGACAAUUUCUUCGAGGGCAAAGAGCUCAGAUUAAAGCAAGAAUACUUUAUGGUAGCUGCCACUCUGCAAGAUAUUAUUCGAAGAUAUAAAUCUAGCAAAUUCGGUUCGAGAGAGCAUCACAGAACCGAUUUCGAUUGCUUCCCUGAUAAAGUGGCGAUUCAACUCAACGAUACGCAUCCCUCCCUAGCUAUUCCCGAGUUGAUGAGGAUUCUUGUUGAUGUCGAGAAGCUUACUUGGGAUAAGGCUUGGGACAUUACAACACGUACAUGCGCUUACACAAAUCAUACGGUCCUUCCCGAAGCAUUGGAGCGAUGGCCCACUAGCUUGUUGGAAAGUAUACUCCCAAGACACUUGCAAAUCAUUUAUCAGAUAAAUCACUUGCAUCUUCAAAACGUCGCGGUUAAGUGGCCCGGCAACAUGGAUCGCAUUCGUCAGAUGUCUUUAAUAGAAGAGGACGGCGAGAAAAGAGUCAAUAUGGCUCAUCUGUCAAUCGUCGGUAGUCACGCUAUAAAUGGAGUUGCCCGUAUUCAUUCAGAAAUUCUCAAAGAUAGUGUCUUCCGAGGUUUUUACGAAUUCUCACCGGAGAAGUUUCAAAACAAGACAAACGGCAUUACACCGAGGAGAUGGUUAUUACUUUGCAAUCCAAAUCUAUCUGAUAUCAUUGAAGAAAAAAUUGGUAGCGAGUGGACAGUUCAUUUAGAACAGUUGACGCAAUUGAAGAAAUGGGCGAAAGAUCCAGUAUUUCAACGUAACAUCGUUAAAGUCAAGCAGGAGAACAAACUACGAUUAGCCCAGAUAUUAGAGAAAGAUUAUGGCGUUCGGGUUAAUCCAGCAUCUAUCUUUGAUAUCCAGGUAAAACGCAUACAUGAGUAUAAGCGACAACUGUUGAAUUGUUUGCACGUCAUCACUUUGUACAAUCGAAUAAAAAGGAAUCCAUCCGCGCCUUUUGUCCCAAGAACCGUAAUGAUAGGAGGCAAAGCUGCGCCAGGUUAUCAUUUGGCAAAGAAGAUCAUUCAGCUUAUCUGUAGCGUCGGCAAUGUUGUCAAUAACGAUCCAAUCGUCGGGGACAAGCUUAAAUUGAUCUUUCUUGAGAAUUACCGCGUAACCUUGGCCGAAAAAAUCAUACCAGCCGCAGAUUUGAGCGAACAGAUUUCGACCGCUGGCACCGAAGCGUCUGGCACUGGGAACAUGAAGUUUAUGUUGAACGGUGCGUUGACCAUCGGCACCUUGGACGGGGCAAACGUAGAAAUGGCAGAGGAAAUGGGCUCGGAAAAUAUCUUUAUUUUCGGUAUGACGGUAGACGAAGUGGAAGCUUUAAAACGUAAAGGCUACAAUGCUUACGAUUAUUAUAACAAGCUGCCCGAAGCGAAGCAGUGUAUCGAUCAAAUCCAAGGAGGAUUCUUCAGUCCGAAUAAUCCCGAUGAAUAUCGAGAUAUUGCUGAUGUGUUACUCAAAUGGGACAGGUUCUUAUCUUUAGCCGAUUACGAGAGCUAUAUACAAAUGCAAGAUCACGUCAGCAAAGUCUAUCAGGACGAAAGCAAAUGGGUGGAGAUGACUAUCUAUAACAUUGCAUCGUCUGGGAAAUUCUCGUCGGAUCGUACAAUUGCGGAGUACGCCCGCGAGAUUUGGGGCGUCGAGCCGAACUGGCAGAAACUUCCGGACCCGCAUGAGCCCCGUGAUAUUUAAAUGCGUCGCCAUGACUAAAAUAAAAUAGUUCUUCUUUUUCA
This is a messenger RNA of Formica exsecta, 2705 nucleotides long. RefSeq names its product glycogen phosphorylase (gene Glyp). NCBI's taxonomy places the organism in Eukaryota, Metazoa, Arthropoda, Insecta, Hymenoptera, Formicidae. Gene Ontology annotation, molecular function: pyridoxal phosphate binding; glycogen phosphorylase activity. Bases 130 to 2664 code for a protein of 844 amino acids. Gene Ontology annotation, biological process: glycogen catabolic process. The transcript has 11 exons. Gene Ontology annotation, cellular component: cytoplasm. The record is from RefSeq and is a predicted model, not a curated record.